This is a messenger RNA of Periconia digitata, 678 nucleotides long. The record is from the annotation of a GenBank genome assembly. NCBI's taxonomy places the organism in Eukaryota, Fungi, Ascomycota, Dothideomycetes, Pleosporales, Periconiaceae.
AACGUCCUGACUGACCGACUAAACGCGCCCUCGUCGACUCUAACCCUUCAUCACCACCACCACCACCACCAACCAUUACAUAGCACUACCACCGCACACGCUAUUCCUGCUGCUCUUCCCCCGCCCGCCUUCUGCUUUGUUCGCUCUUCAUCUUUCCACCGACUCUCGGCUCUUGUCUCACAUCCACCACACCGCAACAUGACUUCCUCCGCUCCCACCCAGUCGCAGUACACCACCGCCAAUGACCCCGAUCAUGGCUGGAAACCGAACAACCGCCCGCAAUCAACCGUAGCACGAAACUUCAUGUCGGAGCUGGACGAUCUGUUCAAGCUAGACAGCAGCAUCGACGUACUUGAUAAGAACGUGCAUCAAAAGAAACAAAUCGUCUCUAGCCAUUCACAGGAGCUCGAAGCCCUGGAAGCGAGGCUUCGUGAGACGGAAGAGCGCCUCAAGCAAGCAAAGAGCUCCCCUCCUCGCCGCAAAGACAGCCAACGUCGCACUCCAACCCAGGGGUCCUUCCCCGUCGAUGGCAAUGCCAGUGGUAGCCCUAUCGCGAGCCGACACAAGGAAAACAUGCCAGGUGCGCUGCCGCCAGACACCCCUUCUUCUGACCGCAGCGCUGAAUAUGUUUUCGUAGACCGGCCACUUACCGCCAAAAGCAACGGAGAGAAAAUCUGA